Molecule: messenger RNA, 438 nt
Organism: Manihot esculenta (cassava)
Lineage: Eukaryota; Viridiplantae; Streptophyta; Magnoliopsida; Malpighiales; Euphorbiaceae
Exons: 1
Coding region: 1-438 (145 amino acids)
Source: RefSeq, a predicted model, not a curated record
AUGAGUAAUAACCUAUCUCUGUGUAGCAUACUUGAUGCUAACAAGUUAACUAGCCCGAACUUUUUGGACUGGUAUCGCAAUUUGAGAAUUAUUCUUAAGCGAGAAAAGAGGUUAUAUGUUAUUGAUCAAGACCUACCUGAUGUUCCUGAUGAGAAUGCUAAUGAUGAUGUUAAGGAUAAGUAUGAUUGUCAUAUUGAUGAUGAUGAUGUGCAAGUUACAUGUUUGAUGUUAGCUAGCAUGACUCUUGAGCUUCAAAAGCAACAUGAGAACAUGGAUUCUCGCACUAUUAUCUUUCACCUAGAAGAGUUGCUUAGCUCUCAGAGGAUGACAGAAAGGUAUAAGACCUCAAAAGAAUUGUUCAGUUGUAAGAUGACAAAAGGUUAUUCAGUCCAUGCCCAUGGUUUGAAGAUGAUUGGGUACAUAGAGAAAUUGGCCUGA